AUGAGGUUAGCAAGUGGAUUGGAACAAUCAACUGCUCAGGAGUUAAGGUCGUUUUUAGAUUGGAUACUUCAUAUCGGUGAAGGUCUAUAUGGAACUCUGGUCAAUGACAAACUUCUUGUUGAUAUUCCUUCUGAUCUAAUCAUUCUUGUUUUGGAAAAUCCAGUGGAAGAUAUUGUAAAUACAAUCUAUCUGAAUUUGGUUCAGAAUUUUCGUGAUCCAAGCUUUUUCCAGGAUAGGGCAAUACUGGCUCUGACUGUCGAGAAUGUUGAAGAGAUAAACAAUUAUAUAGUUGACUUGUUGCCCGGUGAGGAGAAAAAUUAUCUCAGUGCUGAUUCGAUAUGUGGUAGUGAUGCCUAUUCUGAUGUUGAAGUUGAUUGGAUAAAUGUUGAAUUCUUGAAUUAG
Messenger RNA from Arachis ipaensis, 402 nucleotides. RefSeq lists its product as uncharacterized. The record is from RefSeq and is a predicted model, not a curated record. NCBI's taxonomy places the organism in Eukaryota, Viridiplantae, Streptophyta, Magnoliopsida, Fabales, Fabaceae.